AUGAAUCUGGACAACAACAGUGCAGACAUUAAGUCCCGCUGUGCCCCCACCACCGUGCCCCCACCACCGUGCCCCCACCGCUGUGCCCCCACCGCCGUGCCCCCACCGCCGUGCCCCCACCGCCGUGCCCCCACCGCCGUGCCCCCCCACCGCCGUUCCCCCACCGCCCCCCCCACCGCCGUGCCCCCACCGCCGUGCCCCACCGCCGUGCCCCCACCGCCGUGCCCCCACCACAGUGCCCUCACCACAGUGCCCUCACCACCGUGCCCCCACCUCCGUGCCCCCACCGCCGUGCCCCCACCACCGUGCCCUCACCACCGUGCCCCCACCUCCGUGCCCCCACCGCCGUGCCCCCACCGCCGUGCCCCCACCGCCGUGCCCCCACCUCCGUGCCCCCACCGCCGUGCCCCCACCGCCGUGCCCCCACCUCCGUGCCCCCACCGCUGUGCCCCCACCUCCGUGCCCUCACCGCCGUGCCCCCACCGCCGUGCCCCCACCGCCGUGCCCCCACCGCCGUGCCCCCAUCGCCGUGCCCCCACCGCCGUGCCCCCAACGCCGUGCCCCCACCUCUGUGCCCUCACCGCCGUGCCCCCACCGCCCCCCACCGCCGUGCCCCCACCGCUGUGCCCCCACCGCUGUGCCCCCACCGCUGUGCCCCCACCGCCGUGCCCCCACCGCCGUGCCCCCACCGCUGUGCCCCCACCAGUGUUCACUAAUACAACCACCUUGGCACGCUCACAACUACAGGGGCUCAAGGUGCCUUGGUAA
Oncorhynchus gorbuscha (pink salmon) is the source of this 768-nucleotide messenger RNA. Its product is annotated as protein TRACHEARY ELEMENT DIFFERENTIATION-RELATED 7A-like. The record is from RefSeq and is a predicted model, not a curated record. Bases 1 to 768 code for a protein of 255 amino acids. Lineage: Eukaryota; Metazoa; Chordata; Actinopteri; Salmoniformes; Salmonidae. The transcript has 2 exons.